AUCAUUACACAAGACAAUAUUUUCCAUUUUUUUGUUGAUUUCACUCGAUUUCCAGAUAAUUUUCGACUCAAGGAGUUGAAAACAAACAAAUUUCGUGCAAACAUUGAAAAAUAAGCGAUAAUCAUCAAGGCAAUUCAUCAAUUCAAUGCAUAGAUAUUUACGGAAAUCAUUCAGCAGUGUCAUAGUCAACAAUCGAGACUUGUUUAAUUUUUGGUACAAAGUUCAUCGAAAAUCAAUUUUUAGAGCAAUGUCAACGAGUGACACGAAAGACACGAUUUUACAGGCGAGCGAAAGUUGGUUUGCCAAGUACAAAAACGCUCCCGAAGUCCCCGAUGGAAUAUUUCGAGGCGUGAUUGAUCGAUUUAAUGGCGUUACUGUCGAUUCUAACAUGGAAGAAUGUGACGACAGUCAAUUCGAAGGCAAGUUGAAAGACUCGUUAGCUUUCUGGAAAGAAGCGAAUCGACGUGGCGUUUGGUUCAAAGUUCAUUUAAGCAAAGCCAGUUGGGUUCCCGUACUUGCCAAGCACAAUUUUGACUUCCAUCAUGCCAAGGAGGGGUUUGUGAUGAUGUGUACGUGGCUGGCAAACGAACCGAUGGGGAUUCCGCCCUUUGCCCAUACAAUGGUUGGCGUUGGAGCUGUCGUUGUGAACGAUAAGCAGCAAGUUUUGGUCGUCAGUGAGAAAAAUGCGCUCGUUACGAAUAGUUGGAAAUUGCCUGGAGGGUAUUUGGAGAGAAAGGAGAACAUCGUUGACGCUGGAAUUCGUGAAGUUCAAGAAGAAACAAACAUCCAAACGACAUUCGAGACUCUUCUCGCAAUCCGUCAUGCUCAUGGCGCCGGAUUUGGUUGCUCCGACUUGUACGUUGUGAUGGCAUUGAACCCUCAGACAACGGAAAUCACGAAAUGCGAGCGAGAAAUUGCAAAAUGUGUCUGGAUGGACAUCGAAGAGUUCUUGCAGCAUCCAAAUGUGCACGAAACUAACCGGAGUUUCAUGCGUCUUUACUUGAAUUACAAGAAAAACGGCGUAAAAAUCGUUUGUCGCGAGGACGUUCAUCAAAUUCUGAAGAAAAAAUACAACAUUUUCGAAGUUGAGACGACUGAAAAGGAAUAAUUUGACCGAAUUUAGCAAAAAAGGGGAGAUUUUUAGUUGAAUUUUAAUGUUUUAUGUUUUGUUAUCAGUAAAAUUUGCAAUAAAAAACGUACAAUU
Messenger RNA from Culicoides brevitarsis, 1204 nucleotides. RefSeq names its product nucleoside diphosphate-linked moiety X motif 6. NCBI's taxonomy places the organism in Eukaryota, Metazoa, Arthropoda, Insecta, Diptera, Ceratopogonidae. The transcript has 3 exons. Bases 146 to 1108 code for a protein of 320 amino acids. Gene Ontology annotation, molecular function: NADH pyrophosphatase activity; NAD binding; ADP-ribose diphosphatase activity. The record is from RefSeq and is a predicted model, not a curated record.